Thunnus maccoyii (southern bluefin tuna) is the source of this 3428-nucleotide messenger RNA. RefSeq names its product major facilitator superfamily domain containing 2B (gene mfsd2b). Gene Ontology annotation, biological process: carbohydrate transport. Gene Ontology annotation, cellular component: membrane. The record is from RefSeq and is a predicted model, not a curated record. The transcript has 15 exons. Bases 1303 to 3141 code for a protein of 612 amino acids. Gene Ontology annotation, molecular function: symporter activity; sphingolipid intramembrane carrier activity. Lineage: Eukaryota; Metazoa; Chordata; Actinopteri; Scombriformes; Scombridae.
UGGUCAAAUAUGUGAGUCAAAGUUCAUUAAAAUUUACCUCAACAUAAAACAUUUGUGUGGAUUUACUUGAAAACCAUGAGCGUAAUCCACUAAUCUCGUCGAAUUAAUUUAUUUUGCUGAAUUAAUGUUGCCGUUUUAAAUGCUGGUUUGACCAGGCCUUAAUGAAAGAUAGUGUUGCAUUAUGGGAAAUAUAAGAUACAGUGUUGGAGCUUGAUCUGGGGCUAAAAGUCUGGAAAUCCCGCGACCGCUAAUCGGAUUUUGAUUAUUGUUUUUUUAAAUUGUGUAUCUGGUGCGUCCCUCAAUUUUAUGUAAAUGCUAUGCUAAAUCACUGGAGUACCCCUUUAAGUAGGCCUACCGCACACACACACACACAAUACUUGGCUUAUGUUUAUGUAAAUGAUUAUUUAAAAAUGCCAUUGGGUAAACGAUAUCUCUACAAAGCAGCCUACUGAAUCCCACAAGCAUCAUAACUAUGAUGAUUAUAUGAGGACGGUGAUGAUGCAGUCUGAGAAAUAUGUCGCUGGAUAUCUGAUGAAUUCCUUUCACACACACACCUUUUCCUGUUCCCUGUUCCAGAAAACAACACAGGUAAUUACCACACAGGUGAAAUCAAACCAAACUGCAUUUUUGACAUCUCAGCUUGAUCAAAAAACUGUCUCAUGAGAACAGACAUUCAUGCAGAUGUUAUCAGUGUUAACAGAUUUAUAGCCUGCUUUUUAUAAACAAGUUUGUGACCAACCGUGCAUGAUUCCUACUGAAAAAAACAAUGUGCCUAGAACAAGUGUUUCACAUGAAUCAUAUCUUACAUGACUGUAGAAUGACUAUUAUAUCAAUAUUAUAUCAGAUAAGGUUAAGAAUAACACUACGUUGUCGCUAUCUCGCUAAAAAACACCACACUCCUCUAGGCUGUUAUAUAAACAGCUGUGUUUUUUUUUAUUGCAUAGUCUUAUUUCAAAACAUACAUCCAUUGCUGGUGUUAAACCAUCGCCUGCCAUAAUCCCCUCACAGAUGCGCACACACGCACACAUAUUGUACGGAUACAUACAUGCAAUCCGAUUGUGUCACACACCGUCACGGCCGCUGCGGGGCGCAGCUCCGUCACCGCAGACUGAAAACAACUGAGUGGAGGAGAAGCGCAGACCCAUCUCCGUCUCCGCAGUCUCCUUCUCAUCCUGCCCGUCUACUAGACUGACUGACUGCCAGAUCACCGCGCUGACCAAACUAAAUAAGUAGAACAACUCACUGCAUCGCUGACAGCAACUGGCUGUUUUUCCACCAACACUGGAGCACAACAGCAUGUGAAUGGCGACAGAAAGCAGCAGAGUUGUCACAGAGGAGCAGGAGGAGCUCCCGGCCUCUGAAGCCGUCACUCAUGCACACCACACACACACCCGGAGUCAGAGCCACAUCCAGUUUCACCCUCUGACACACACCACCCAGUGGCAGGCUCCUCGCGCUCUCGCUCAUACCAGGAGUCACAGUCACACUCACUUUAAUACUCCCUCACACACACCGUCGCAGAAGUACGGCUGUCGCCUCACACACAGUCUCUCAGCCAUGACCAAGGGAGAGAAGGGAGCGCAGGGCUCGGCGGGGAAGCUCAUCAAGGCUACUGACCCGCUGUUCACUAAAACACCUCACCAGACCGACUUGAACCACAAGUUGUCAUUAUGCAGCAAGCUGUGUUUUGCCAUCGGCGGCGCACCCAAGGAGGUGGCUGCCAGCGCCACAGCCUUCUUCCUGCAAAUCUACCUGCUGGAUGUCGCUCAGAUCAACGCCUUCCAGGCGUCCAUGGUGCUGUUCAUCGGUAAAGCCUGGGGCGCAGUAACCGACCCUGUCGUCGGCUUCUUCAUUACAAAGAGCAGAUGGACAAAGAUUGGCAGGCUCAUGCCCUGGAUGGUGGGUUGCACUCCGUUUCUGGUGGUCUCCUACUUCUACCUCUGGUUUGUUCCUCCUUUCAUCAACGGCAGGUUCAUCUGGUACCUAGGCUUCUACUGCCUCUACCAAACCCUCAUUACUUGCUUCCACGUGCCUUAUUCUGCUCUCACCAUGUUCCUGAGCACAGACCAGAAGGAAAGAGACUCGGCCACUGCCUACCGAAUGACACUGGAGGUGCUGGGGACACUUGUGGGCGCUGCCAUCCAGGGUCAGAUUGUGGCUAGCGCUCACACUCUGAAGCACUGCCCGACUCACAACAUGUCUGCCGGUUACCUUGGCAACAGCAGUGGGGCAGAGAUCGUCAAGAGCCUGGUGCGCUCCCAGGACUACCUGUCACACUCUAAGGAGGUGUACAUGAUAGCUGCCGGUGUUAUAGGAGGAGUGUUCCUCAUCUGCACUGUGGUGAUGUUCCUGGGAGUCAAAGAGAGAGAUGAUCCAUAUGCCCCAAAGACAGAGAAGCAGAUCCCAUUCUAUAAGGGCUUCAUCCUGGUGAUGAGACACGGGCCGUACCUCACUCUGACUGCUGCAUUCCUCUUCAUCACUGUGGCCAUUCAGCUGGUACAGAGCAACUUUGUCCUCUUCUGUACUUACGCCGCCGACCUGAGGGAUCAUUUCCAGAAUAUUGUGCUGACCAUCCUGGUUUCUGCAGUGAUAAGCAUCCCACUCUGGCAAUGGUUCCUGCAGAGGUUUGGGAAGAAGACGGCAGCUUUUUGUGGUAUCACAUGGAUCAUGCCCUUCACCAUGAUGCUGGUGUUCAUCCCUAAUGUGGUGGUGGCCUACGUUGUGGCUGUUUCCUCUGGACUCAGCGUGGCCGCCUCGCUCCUGCUGCCAUGGUCUAUGCUGCCAGAUGUGGUGGAUGACUUCAGACUGGCCAACCCCUACUCUAAAGGCCAUGAAGCCAUCUUCUACUCAUUCUACGUUUUCUUCACCAAGUUUGCUGCAGGCAUCUCCCUGGGAGUGUCCACCUUAUGCCUGGAGUUUGCAGGAUAUAACACCGGCGCCUGCAAGCAGCCUGCUGCCGUCGUGUACACUCUGAAACUGCUGAUCGGUGCCGCCCCGGUGGCCUUCAUUGUUACAGGGUUAAUGAUCCUACUCCUCUAUCCCAUCAGUGAAGACGUUCGGCUCAGGAAUAAACUCUGCCUGGAAGAGCUACGGAAACAAAGCAUCAGCUCCAGAACAAUGGAAGAUUUGAGUAACGUGUGACCUGGAUCUUGAAUGGAGUGAAUUCACAAAGCCACGUAUUCCAGCGACGCAGCUGGAAGGUUGUUCAUUAGUGUAUAUUACACUGAGAAAUAGUUGAAUUGUUUUAAUGUAAACAUUUUUGUUUCAUUUUCACAUGAACAUGUACUGUAUAGUCAUCUUGGAUAUAUGAAUAUAUAAUAAGAUUACCUAAUUUAUAUAAAUGAAUGUAUAUCAUUAUUUGCUGUGUUUAGCUCUACAACACUGUUAUUUAUUUAUGAUAUAUGAUUACAGAGGGUUGAUGAUAUGGA